Puntigrus tetrazona (Sumatra barb) is the source of this 1840-nucleotide messenger RNA. It is a transcript of the gene pip4k2cb, whose product is annotated as phosphatidylinositol-5-phosphate 4-kinase, type II, gamma b. The transcript has 10 exons. Gene Ontology annotation, biological process: phosphatidylinositol metabolic process. The coding region runs from base 347 to 1597 and encodes 416 amino acids. Gene Ontology annotation, molecular function: phosphatidylinositol kinase activity. NCBI's taxonomy places the organism in Eukaryota, Metazoa, Chordata, Actinopteri, Cypriniformes, Cyprinidae. The record is from RefSeq and is a predicted model, not a curated record.
ACAGCAGUGCAUCUCUUCUGCUCUUUUACCAGCACUGAACUUCAGAAAACUCUUAUUAGUGAAAACUGUUUGACUGCUUUUUGAAAAUGAGGUAAAUUCAUCCAGAAGCUAAAGUACUCUUUUCCAAAAGAAACGCUAAUCAGGCAUGUGACUGUUUUGGAUCAAGUUACGAGAAGGUUAAUUCUCUCCAGUUUCAUCUGAAGCUGGUCAGCGAAGCCGUUUAUCCUCUACAGUACACUUUCACUGGGUUGCUGUCUUCAUAUACUGGGACUUCAAGACAUUCAUCAUCACUAGUGAGAGGACAAGUUGUUUUUGUCUAUUAUUAUCUGAGUAUAAUUCUGCGAUUAUGUCUUCUCCUGGUAAGACGGGGACGGUUUCAAACUCAGCGAGAAGACUUUCACGAACAAAAAGCAAGAAAAAACAUUUUGUGCAUCAAAAAGUGGAGGUAUUUUGGGCCAGCGAUCCCGUCCUGACUGUGUUUAUGUGGGGCAUCAAUCACACGAUAAACGACCUCUUUCAAGUGCCCAUGCCAGUAAUGCUACUUCCAGAUGACUUCAAAGCCAACAUAAAAAUGAAAGUCAAUAACCACUUAUUCAACAAGGAAAACCUCCCUGGACAUUUCAAGUUUAAGGAGUACUGCCCACUGGUGUUCAGGAACUUAAGAGAGCGAUUUGGAGUUGAACAUCAGGACUUUCUGGUUUCUCUUACACGUAGUCCUCCAGCAAAGGAUGGCAAGAGUCAGGAAGUGGGACUGGCGUUGACAUCAUAUGACCGAACACUAAUUGUCAAGCAAAUCUCCAGUGAGGAGGUGGAGGACAUGCACAACAUCCUUUCAGAGUACCACCAGCACAUCGUAACGUGUCACGGUAGCACGCUACUUCCCCAGUUCCUUGGCUUGUACCGUGUGACUGUGGACAAUGAAGACGCCUACCUUUUAGUCAUGAGAAAUAUGUUCAGCCACCGACUAACUGUCCACAGGAAAUAUGACCUUAAGGGGUCACUGGUUUCUCGAGAAGCAAGCGAUAAAGAGAAGGGGAAAGAACUGCCGACCUUCAAGGACGUAGAUUUCAGAAAUAACAUGCAGCGAGUGUACAUCAGUGAAGAGGAGAAAGAAAAGCUUCUGGAUAAGCUGAACAGAGAUGUAGAGUUUCUUGCGCGACUGAAGAUCAUGGACUACAGCCUGCUGCUGGGCAUUCAUGACGUCGGGAGGGCAGAGCAAGAGGAAGCGGAAGAAAUGAAAGACUCUUUGAGCGAAGAGGAGGAGGAUUCGGAGAAUGACCUGUCCCACACGGCUGUGGGGUCUUUUGGGACGUCACCUGAGGGCAUCGCGGGGUACAUGAGCUCUUAUAAACCUCUCGGUCCGGGAGAGUUUGACCCUUACGUUGACGUGUACGCCAUCCAGAGCGCAGUCGGUGCCCCGCACAGAGAGGUGUACUUCAUGGGUCUCAUAAACAUCCUGAGCCAGUAUGAUACCAAGAAGAAAGCAGCCCAUGCAGCAAAAACGGUCAAGCACGGAGCUGGAGCUGAAAUCUCUGCAGUUCAUCCCGAGCAGUACGCCAGGCGCUUCAGAGAAUUCGUUGCAAACAUCUUUGCCUGAUCGAGAGCAUUUGAAAUAUAUUCUUACAAAAUGUAAUGCGCGUAAAAAAAAAACAAAAAAAAAAACACGUUGAUUUGGAGAUGGUGGUUUGUGCGAUUUAUGAUUAUUAAAUUAUUUGAAAAGCAUUAUUUAAUGAUAUAUAUUUUUUAAAUAUAGAAUAAAAAUCGUCAUGAUCAAUAAAUCGGCUUGAAUCUUAUAUUAAAACUCUGAUUUGCAAUAAAAUGUGAUAAUACAAAUAUUAAA